AUGGACGAAUGGUUCUUCUUGUUGCUCCACAUCGUGCUGUCCCGCCUGCCUCUCGAUCUUCGAUCCAUUCUUGAGAAGAGGUACGGCGGGGACAGCGCCUCCUAUAUUCCGCCUUUCAGGGACCUGCUGCGGUUCUUGGAGGAGAAGUGCUGGCAAAUUGAGAACGCAGCGGGCACCGUCGACGACCUACGGGUUGCCAACCGAGCCGUGCCCAGGGAGAGGUGGAAUCCACCCGGCAAGUCGUCGCCAACCCCCUAA
Molecule: messenger RNA, 258 nt
Organism: Parnassius apollo (apollo)
Lineage: Eukaryota; Metazoa; Arthropoda; Insecta; Lepidoptera; Papilionidae
Source: the annotation of a GenBank genome assembly